Messenger RNA from Drosophila nasuta, 2926 nucleotides. It is a transcript of the gene Mgat1, whose product is annotated as alpha-1,3-mannosyl-glycoprotein 2-beta-N-acetylglucosaminyltransferase. Lineage: Eukaryota; Metazoa; Arthropoda; Insecta; Diptera; Drosophilidae. Gene Ontology annotation, biological process: protein N-linked glycosylation. The record is from RefSeq and is a predicted model, not a curated record. Bases 618 to 2021 code for a protein of 467 amino acids. The transcript is spliced from 6 exons. Gene Ontology annotation, cellular component: Golgi apparatus. Gene Ontology annotation, molecular function: alpha-1,3-mannosylglycoprotein 2-beta-N-acetylglucosaminyltransferase activity.
UUCACACAAACAAACACGGUGUUACAAAUAGCAAGAAAGAGCAACGUGUGCGUUUUCGGUUGGAAUAACGCGUUUUAAAGUUAUUUGUUGCCAAGCUGACGAACCGUUUUCCACAUCAACGCAAAUAGGAAGUUAUAUCAAGCGCUGGUGCGUAACGCGCAGUCCAUUGAUAGAUGUAGCAGCCAACCAUCAGCAGCAGAAGCAGCACCAGCAGCAGCAACACUAGCGCUCUCCCUUUUCACUACGUUUGGAGUCGAUGCUAAUGUGGUGCGACAGCAAUAUUAAGUGUGCAAAAGUGAGCCGCUGCAAGGGCUGCUGGUGGUGUCCACAACAACAAUAUAAACAACAACAACGAAAUCGUAAACUGAUAGAUAAACAAACAAAACAAAGCUUCCAUACCCACCGAUUGAAACAGCUUGCAUUAAAUGAGCGCACCAGGCGCGUCAACAAAUUCCGCAAAUUAACAUUCACACUCAAACGACGCAGCGGCCACGUCAAGCAGAUGUCACAUUAAAGCAGAGUGCAGAGAGAAGUACGCCCCCUUUCCUCGCUAAUACGACGACCCACCGCCCACAAAUUCAGCUAUAGACACAGCCACAGCCAGGAAAAUAGUCAAGAUGCGUUCACGUAAGGUGCAGGUGAUGGUGAUAGGCUUCUUCAUCAUGUGGACAUUUAUCACCUAUUAUGUCCUACUGCGAACCAGCAACGCUCAGCUGAGCAGGAAACAUCAGCAGCAGUUGAAGCGUUUAGUACCGGAAGCGUUGGCAGAGCAAUCCAAAGGCUUGCAACUGACACGCAAUCUGAUAGAGUUCUUGAAAUACAAAUACUCGAGCAACGAGCAGCCGGGAACAACAACAACAACGCCCAGAAUAAGCAUCGUGGCAGCUGAGAUAUCUAAUGAGAUACCAGCACCGGAGUCGGCUGUCAAAGCAACUGCGGAAUCGAAAUCAACUCCAUCUCAGAUACCAACACAAACGCAUCUGGCGAAUGGUGAGCCUGUUAUUCCCAUUCUGGUGUUUGCCUGCAAUCGUGUCUCGGUGGUCAAAUGUCUGGACAAUCUGGUACAGUAUCGACCCAGCGUCGAACAGUUUCCUAUCAUUGUAUCCCAGGAUUGCGGAGACGUGCUAACCAAAGAGGCUAUUCAAACGUUUGGCAAACAGCUAACACUCAUUGAGCAACCCGAUCUAAGUGAUAUUGUUGUGCUGCCCAAGGAGAAGAAGUUCAAGGGCUACUACAAAAUAUCACGACACUAUGGCUGGGCGUUAAACACCACGUUUCAGAUUGGCUUCGAUUUUGUGGUCAUCGUGGAGGAUGAUUUAAAUGUGGCACCCGAUUUCUUUGAGUACUUCCUGGCAACACACAAGCUGCUCAAACAGGAUCCAAGUUUGUGGUGUGUUUCCGCUUGGAAUGACAAUGGCAAGGCGAAUGUGGUGGAUACGACUAGACCAGAUCUUCUAUAUCGCACCGAUUUCUUCCCUGGCCUGGGCUGGAUGCUAACGAAAGAGCUAUGGCAGGAGCUUUCUGUGAAGUGGCCCAAAUCGUUCUGGGAUGAUUGGAUUCGACAUCCGGAACAGCGCAAGGAUCGCGUGUGCAUUCGACCUGAAAUCUCACGUACUCGAACCUUUGGCAAAAUUGGCGUGUCCAAUGGAUUAUUUUUUGAUAAGUAUCUGAAACACAUUAAACUCAGCGAAGACUUUGUGCAGUUCAGCAAAAUCAAUAUGAGUUAUUUACUAAAGGACAAUUACGAUAAAGCGUUUUUAAAGCAAGUUUACGUGCUUCCGCUUGUGACCUUUGAUGAGCUGCGUCGGAAUCUCAUUGCCCUGGAGGGACCAGUGCGCAUACAGUACAACAAUCGUGAUCAGUACAAGCGAAUAACUAGAAUGCUUGGUCUCAUGGAUGACUUUAAGAGUGGCGUGCCACGCACCGCAUACCAUGGCAUUGUCUCAUUUUAUUAUAACAAACGUCGCGUGCAUUUGGCACCGAAUGCCAAUUGGAAGGGCUACGACCUAUCAUGGAGCUAACAGCACUAAACUCGCGUUGCGUUCGUUUAGAAAUUAAGCUCAGCUCAAUGCACUAUGAAACUAAUCAAAACAAUUAGUUUUAAACUGUUUGCAAUACCAAAAAAUAGGCAUAGAACAUUAUUUGUUUAUUCCGUAGCCUACAAUUAAUUGUAAAAUAACUCCGUAACCAUCUAUUUCCGUUUCUGCAUCCAGUGUUUGAGCUAUUGUAAGAAACAUAUAACGAAAGAGACUAUAGCUGUUUAGUUUGUAUAUUAUAACUGUGCAACGGGACAGCUUCAAUUGCUACCUUAUAGUCAUCCCUCCUUCCUACGAAUAACAAGCAAUAGUAUGAAUCUAGAAACAAGUUGAAGAGUAUUAGAGAAUGUGUGUAAAUAGGCACAGUUGUUGCUGGCUUUGUUGCAAACGUUCGUUUUUGUUAAAAUACUUCUGAUUCUCGUUAAUUUACUUUACUGUACAAAGGGACAAUUAGUUGUUGGCAUUUAGCAUUUAAGUUUACUCCAGAUCGAGCUCGAAGUUAUAAUAAGUCUUUGUGAUUUUGAUUUAUCUAAUUGUAAUUUGAAACGAUAGGAGGAGAGAAGAGAGAGAGAGCCAAUAACCGACCCACAAUAUGUAACAUAUAACAUAACAUAUAAUAAUAGUAUAUAGCAAUAGUUAACUUUUAAGCAAUUUGGAGGACAGACAACACUUGACCACUCAGACAACGACCACAACCUGAUCCCCAUCCUGAUACAGACUCAGUGGCUCCCACUCCAUAUAUGCAAUCCAAAAAAGUGUGCCACUGUCAGAUAGUGAUAGCUAUUAACAACCUAUGGACAACAUACACAUUUCUCCUGUAUGACCAUUUAUUUAUAUGAGCAUAUUUUUUGUGUGUGCAUUAUAAACAUAAACUUUAAAGAUAUCUUUAA